AUGGCGGCCCAUAACUUGUUGGCGACGUUGCUGUUGUUGGGCUUGUUGGGUGUGACUUCAGGGUCUCUGAGCUACGGACAAUCCAGUGGACGUCGGAUGGCUCGGCAUACUUCGGCGCGGAAGUCGCUCCAGCCAUUUCUGACAGCCUCGGGGAAACUAGCAGAAUCGAUCACAUGCCUUGUGAAUACGAUCGAAGAGAACGGGCGGACGGUCAAACUGAAGAAGCCAAUCCACACGCAAUGUCGACGACAAGCCAGCCUGAACUAUGAUGAAUGGGUGCCCGGGUGCUUCCACGCGACAGUCGACGGGGAGGAGCUGUACGAGUGCUGGACGCAGCAAACGGUGAGCAUGCAGGCGGACUGUCGAAAGGACUGCCGCGUAGCUGACGUCAAGGGCCUCUCGGCAGCGUACUGUUGUUGUUGGACGGACCGGUGUACGGACCCGGGGGCGAGAGAGGCGGCCACGGAGCUCGAGAAGCUGCGCUACGAGGUCGACGCU
Molecule: messenger RNA, 498 nt
Organism: Mesorhabditis spiculigera
Lineage: Eukaryota; Metazoa; Nematoda; Chromadorea; Rhabditida; Rhabditidae
Source: the annotation of a GenBank genome assembly